This is a messenger RNA of Trypanosoma grayi, 1044 nucleotides long. Its product is annotated as fructose-1,6-bisphosphatase, cytosolic. Gene Ontology annotation, cellular component: cytoplasm; cytosol. The transcript has a single exon. Gene Ontology annotation, molecular function: fructose 1,6-bisphosphate 1-phosphatase activity. NCBI's taxonomy places the organism in Eukaryota, Euglenozoa, Kinetoplastea, Trypanosomatida, Trypanosomatidae. The coding region runs from base 1 to 1044 and encodes 347 amino acids. The record is from RefSeq and is a predicted model, not a curated record. Gene Ontology annotation, biological process: fructose 6-phosphate metabolic process; fructose 1,6-bisphosphate metabolic process; gluconeogenesis.
AUGGAACCACGAGCCCGCAUUCCGGCAACGCUGACGCAGUUUAUGAUUCGCAGUCAGCCCUCCCACAGUCGUGGCGAGUUUACCCUUCUCAUGAUGGCUAUCCAGACUGCGGUGAAGGUUAUCGAAAAGAACAUCCGCUCAGCGGGAAUGCAGGGUCUUUUUGGGUACUUGAACGAUGGUGGUUCUAAUGCCACAGGGGAUACACAAGCCAAACUUGACGUAAUAGCAAACAAUGCGUUCAAGGCAUACUUGAUGUCCUCAACGUGCGUCGCAUUCCUUGGGAGUGAGGAGGAGGAGUCCAUUGUCCUCGUGGAAAGUGAGCACCAAGGCCGCUACCUUGUUUUCUUUGAUCCACUUGACGGGAGCAGUAACAUUGACGCCAACGUCUCAGUCGGCUCCAUUUGGGGUAUCUGGCGGCUUUCGGACGAGGUCAAGGUAACGACACCGGAGGAGGCCAACGCGUACCUAACGCAACUCUCAGGGAAUAACCUUGUUUCCGCCGGCUACGCCAUGUACGGAAGUGCCACCAACCUUGUCCUCACCACCGGCCACGGUGUUGAUGGUUUCACGCUCGACUCCAGUGUGGGUGAGUUCAUCCACACGCAUCCCCACAUUACACUGCCAGUGGCUCGCCCGAUCUACAGUGUAAAUGAGGGAAAUUUCCGUCUUUGGGAUCCGUGGUUCAAGAGGUACCUGUGUUACAUCAAGGAGGAGUCAAAGAAGAUGUACACAGCACGGUAUAUUGGCUCAAUGGUGGCUGAUGUCCAUCGGACCCUGUUGUACGGCGGCAUCUUCUGCUACCCGAGUGACUCGCGAAAACCGAAAGGAAAACUGCGCCUGCUGUAUGAGGCCGCUCCGAUGGCGAUGCUCAUGGAGCAAGCGGGGGGCAAAGCUUCAACGGGAACGUCACGCGUACUCGAUGUUGUGCCGAAGAAACUUCAUCAGCGUGUGGCAGUGUACAUGGGCAGUAGGCACGAGGUGGACCUUUGCCUCUCCUUUCAACAGCAGAAGCCACAACAGAAGCAAAACAUCAGCAAAUUGUGA